Messenger RNA from Thlaspi arvense, 4914 nucleotides. The record is from the annotation of a GenBank genome assembly. Lineage: Eukaryota; Viridiplantae; Streptophyta; Magnoliopsida; Brassicales; Brassicaceae.
UUUUACAUUGAAUAUAUAGUUGAUGGGUUUUUCUUCGAUCCAUCUUUAGUUGAAGGGUUUUUCCACUAAAUAACGAAUUUCUGUGUCUGUCUGUCUCUUUUCUCUUGUCUUCGUGUUUCCAAAUCUUUCUACAGCACAGUGCCCUGUGGGGUUUUCCCCAUGGAGCCUCCUCUCUCUCUGUCUCUCCUCCUCCUAGGUUUCCGGGGAAAACCACAAUUCACGAGGCAUGAUCAUUUUCCCCACUUGCAACAAUUUCUGGAGAUUUCGGACGAUGAUCCCCAGAUUUUGGGAGUUUAACAACUGAAAGUUUUGUUGGGACCAUAGAGGAAAAUCUAACACUGUUUGGUAAAAGGAGAAGGAAAUCGGCACUUUUUCUGAACAAUGCCUACUCAGACAUCUGGAUCGGAGAAGAAAGACGCCGGAGAAGAUGAGCUCCGAAGGAAUCCGUAUGAAGUCCUCGGCAUCCCCAGCAAUUCGACCGAUCAAGAGAUCAAGAGUGCCUAUCGAAGAAUGGCUCUCAGGUACCAUCCUGAUAAGAAUCCAAACGAUCCGGUCGCAGCGGAUAUGUUUAAGGAGGUUACAUUUGCAUAUGAUGUCUUGUCUGAUCCCGAGAAUCGGCGUCAAUAUGAUACAAUCGGCUCUGAGACUGUUGGUCCAGAAAAUGAAGAUCUUGAGCUCGAUCUUUCAAGCUUAGGAGCUGUUAAUACAAUUUUCGCCGCGCUGUUCAAUAAGCUUGGUGUGCAAAUCAAGACUACUGUCUCAGCAAAUUUAUUGGAGGAAGCCUUGAAUGGUACGGUCACUACUUUGCCUCUUACGGUGGGGCAAGUUUUGUCUAGGAAGGUUGAAAAGCAAUCGGCUCACUUUUAUUCUGUUACCUUAACAGAGGAAGAAGCUCAGGCUGGGUUGAUAUGUAAGGUGUAUUCAUCUGCUAAAAACAAAUUCAAGGAAGACAGCAAGAAAACAGGAAAGCUCUCUACCGCAGGGUUGUAUUUUUUCGGCUUCCCUGUUUAUCGUUUCGAUCACAGGGUUAAUUCAAGGGCUCUCUCAAGGGAUCCAGAGACCGGGUUUUUCAAAAGGCUCGAUGCAUUCCAACCGUUUGAAAUCACUGAACUGAAACCUGGAUCUCAUGUCUUUGCUGUUUAUGGUGACAAUUUUUUCAAAAGUGUGAGCUACACUCUAGAAAUAUUCUCAUCUGCUCCAUUCACUAACGAGAAAGAGAGUCUCCGGUCAACUGAAGCGGAGAUAGUCUCUAAAAGAACAGAGCUCUUGAAGUUUGAAUCUGAAUACCACGAGGUCUUUGCACAGUUCACAGAGAUGGCUAGUAAAUGCGCAGGUGAAGUACAAGAGAUCGAUGAGCUUCUCAAGAGGAGGAACGAGAUAUGCGCAGCUUACACAAUCUUCCCACCGACGAAGCAAGGUACAAGCAAGAACAGAAACUGGAGCAAAGGAAAGAGCAGGAAGAAGAGCAGUCUUUUAAUGGAACCUAGAGAAGAAGGAGAAGUCACGGUUAGGGCAGAAGAUGGAGUGAAGAAGAAGAAAUGGUACAAUAUUCAGCUUAGGCAAGACAAGAAAAAAACCUGAAGAGAAUACUUAAAUCUUGAGUUUCUUUCAGGCACACAGCUACAUUCCAAAAAGUUGAUAUAUAUUAUACUAUUAACACUUUAUAAGAAAGGUUUCGUACGGUUCGCCGGAUUCAUCUCUUUGUACGCUUCGCUGGAUUCUGGUUCACGUACUGCUCAGCUUCUUCUUCGUCGGAAGCUUCGGUGAAUUCGUAUGUGUCCUGCUGGUUAGUGACAACAUCUUCUUCGUCACCAGAUCCUCGUUUACCAUAUCCACCAUUGUUGUUUCUUUCGGAUUCGUCCUUCCAGAUCUGGACACCGCAUUCAACAAUCUCGAAUUCGCUGCUGAACUCGAACACUAUCUCUCUGCUCGUCACUUGUCGUUCUUCUUCAAACAAGUAGGAGGGAAACAGAAACAGAUGUUUUUUUUGGAUCCUGGGAAUAGCGUAAACACUGAUCUCCUCAAUGGGGAUGUAUACGUCGUCUUUCCUUAUACGACGACAAAACAGUUGUUCAGAAUCUCUGGUUUGCUGGUUAGGAGAAAUCACGACACAAACCUUGAGAAUGGUAAGAGGUGUGUUACUCGUCGGGCGUAUGGUCAAGGAACUUCCUCUAGCUCGGUGAUCAAACUCUACAGGCACUUCUCUUCCCGGUAAGCAAGCCCAACCCUGAAUAAAUGGUUGGGUUAUAAUCACUCUUCGCGCUUCUCUAUCCAGUUCGAAGCAGUUUGUGUAGUUGAGUUGCACGUACGGAGUGCUAUGAGGGCAAGUAUCUCUCUCCAUUGCUUCACAUUCUUUCUUACACGAAUCAGGUAAUAGUGCGACUUUUCUGCAGCUCUUUAGAAAAAGUUGUACCCGAUGGAAACUUUUCUUGCAAUAUGGAAUCCUCUCAACACCAGUGUAGCUUAGGUGUAGAUGCCUUACACUUCGGGGAACAUGUGUUAAUGUAUUUAGCAUUCCGUUGCUGACUAUGUGGAGAACACGAAGACGAGACCAAAGUUUAAUGGAUGCAGGAACUUGUUCUACGUCUGCCACUGAGAUAGAGAACUGUGAGAUGUUCCUAGAGAUGUCUGGGAACGUUCUCAGUCUUUGGCAUGCAGUCAUAUUAACCGAUUCAAGAGACGCCAAGUUCAUGUGACUUGGAAUGAAUUCUAGCUUUGUGCAGGCAAACAUGCUCAAUACUUUUAGCUUGUGAAGAUUCGAAAAAGAGGAGGGAAUCUCUACCAAACUCUUACAGUCAUCCAGAUUCAAUCUCUCCAGAUUGGUUACAUUUGAAAGAUCUGGGAGCUCUUUCAAAUGAUAGGACAUUGACAUAUCCAUCUUCUUGAGUUUUGUAAGCGGCUGAAUGUCCUUCCCAAAGCUUCUCGAGCUGGCUAUUCCGCAUAUGAAGUUCGACGAGGUUUUCUAGAUGAAAUCUCAAGGGAAGACUCUUUCUCGGGUAUGCCUCCCAAUGUAGUAACCUAAGACGAGGUGGAAACUCCAAGUCCUCAGGAAUGCACACUCUCUCAUUCUCAUCGGUUACACUUAGGAAUUGAAGGUUAAGCAUUCUCUUAAAAGCUCCUUCGCUUACAAACACUUUGCUGGUUUCGGAUGUAUCAAAUGAUAUGGCGGACAUGGUUCUAGUACCCUAAACCAAAUUCAAAAACAUCGCAAAUCUCAUGAGCAUCAAUUAAGAUGUGGCGUUUCCAAGGUUCUUGUCUGUAAAUGACUUGUCUACCCAUUUGUUGUAGUAAUUUGUGCAUCACUAUAUCUCCAUUGGUAGAUAUGUCUAUGAGAGAUCUAUUGACUAGGUUUCUCAACCCAUAUUGGACAUCCAAAUUACAGUCACCCAACAUGGUUUUUACAUAAUCUUCAUCUUUGUAGUUGAAGAAGAUUGCAAUGUGAAGAAACAGAGCUUGAUCUUUCUCAUGUAAACUAUCGUAUCCAACUCUUAAUACUCUCUCGAGAUCUCCAUCAAGACUAGUUUCUAGCCUACGCAUUAUCACUUCCCAUUCAUCCUCACUUUUCCCGCGUAAAGAUGAACCCACAACACGGAGUCCCAAUGGAAGAUUACUGCAAAGCUUUGUUACUCUUAUUUCAAGCUUUUCAAAACCAUUAUGUGGAGAGCUUUUUUUAAAAGCAUAUCUACGAAAGAUCUCAAGAGCUUCUUCAUUAGACGGAAAGCCCACAUGAUAUGUAUUGUUGAUGCCAUAUCGUUGCAAAAGCUCUCGAUCUUUCGUAGUCACAAUAAUCCUACUUCCAGAACCAAAAUGAUAAAUAUCCUUAGCCAAAGCAUCUAAUUGCUCCAGGCUAUCUACAUCAUCAAGAAUGAUGAGAACCUUCUGAUUGUGUAACCUUUCAUAUAUCACAUUUAAGUGACAUAUCUUCAUUCUGUUUUGGUUAAAUAUAUGUGAAAGAAGCCGUUCUUGUAAACGUAGCUUUGAACCAUGCUCAUCACAAUCAAUACUCCUAUAAAUUCCCUUGACAUUUUCCAUGAAAUAUCUUAGUGGAAAAUCGCAAGAGAGUUGGUUGUAUAAAGCUCUCGCAAUGGUAGUUUUACCAAUACCCGCAGGACCAGAGAUUCCAAAAGUCAUAGCUUCAUCAUUUUCUAAAUGUAAAAAUAAUUGAAUUUUCGCCAAAUGAGCUUCAAGUCCUACCAUCCCAUCAAAAUCCCUAGAUGGUGUAUCAUUUAGUUUGUCUGAAACAUCUCUGGUAAUCUUCUCAAUCAUGUUUGCUUCAUUGUCCCUAACAUGGGAGUGUUCUCCAGCUAUGUUGGCGACAUGGGUCAAAGCUUGGAUCCAACUCUCAAUCUCCGUCUCUCCUGUUCCUUGGCAAGUUUUCUUGAAAGCUUUCCCAAACUCUCCCAUCUGUUUCCUCACAUCACAUGGAUCCACUUUGUAGAAAACCGUCAUCACUAUUUGGCCUACAGAUUCUUGGCACUUUAAAAUCUCAACCAGCUCGUUCAAACACCAACUUGAAGUUGCAUAGUUCUCUGAGAGCACAACCAUCGAGAUUCUCGAUUCUCUUAUCGCUUGUCUGAGCUCAGAACCUAUGGUUUGGCUUCUCUCGAUCCCUUCAUCGUUGAACGUUAUAAUCCCAUUGUGUUCACACUGCUUUUUUAAAUGACUUAGAAAUGUUACACGGACGUCUGGUCCAUGGAAGCUCGGGAAGACGUUGUAUCUCCAGCUGCGAGAAGAAGAAGAAGAAGAAGAGGCCAUGAGAGAUUGAAAGGGUAUAUAAUUAAAGAGAAAUUGAAGACAACAAAUCAGAUUGUUAAAGGUAUAUGUAUUAAGAACAAGUCAGUCUAUUAAACGCAAACGCGUCAUGACUGGAGAAACUAUAAAGAAAAAAGGUAUUUUUCUUUGUUUCCAUGUCAA